UGGUUGUUCAAUUUGCCCAAGAAGAUGCUCAGAGAAAUACAGCAGGUGUUGAGGGUGGUCAUGCUUUGGAAAGAACAGAAUUUACAGAAAAGGCAGCAUCGGUUAAGGACUGGAGGAGGGCUUUUGGUGCUUCUGUGGGCUGAAACAGAAGCUUCUGUUCAAAGUAUAAACUGCACUGUUGCAGCUGCUGGUCCCUGGUGCACGGGAGUUCAAGUGAACGUACUCAUACCUGUCCUCACAGAUUUGAGGGACAGCAUGUUUUCCUGUACGUGGUCGUGUCCUCAGCCUGAUCCUGAGGAACUGUGUGCCUUCACUGACAUGUAUGGUUCUCUCAGAUUGCUCCUGUCUUUUCAGAUGAAAGACGCAAGACUUUUCAGUCCUGAGUGUUGUGCUCGUAUAGAGGCGUUCCUACACUCAUUCAGUUUGGCUAACGCCAGGAUUAAAAUCCACUUCAAAUUCAAAUACAGUCAGCAGAGCUUCCAGCGAGACUUUAGAGUGAAGAUCGUGAGUAAAGUUGCCUGUGCAAACCGACCAUCACUGAUCUUGGAUGUCACAUGUAAAACACAGCCUCCAGAGUGCGUGAAGAAAGGUUGCUGGUGUCAGGGAGGACACCCUGUCCUUGGAGGCAGGUUUCCACUCAGUAUCCCUCCUGAAGUAAUGGACCAAGGCCUGUUUGGGGAGCUCAGCGCCAAGCCUGUCACUCUCCUGAGCCCUUGUGUGCUGCAGUACCCCAAUCUGGCAACACAACUCACUCACAUACAAAUAUCCUUUGUGUUGGUAUGCGGCCCCAGUAAUGUUCCUGUCACAGGCCCCUCCACCUUCCUCCAGAACCUUCCUGCUCAUCUGGACUGUCAGGAACUGGGCCUGCAUGGCCUUCACUGCUCCUCCUUCAAAGAUCUAGUGCACAGGGGUGGCAUUGUUUACACAGUAGAGCAAGAAAACUGUGAAGAUCCAGAGCAAGAAUCAAGUCUUCCCACGAUGCAGCAGAGUCUCCUGCUUUAUCUCUUCCUGCAGCACAAUGACCCCUUCACCUACCAGCUCUCUGAUUUGAUGGCCACAGAGGUGCUGAUAGAGCAACACCUGGAGGAUAUUCUGAACAACAACAGGCAGGCAGUCACAGCAGCCCUGCAGACUGAGCUGAAGAACUCACUGAAAGCCCAAAAUCACAGAAAAAAGGUGCAAGAGAAGCUACAUUCAGCUGCUGAGGUGAUUCUGAGUUCAACCAUCAGUAUUGUGAGCUGCAGCAGUAACAUGGACUUCAGAAACGCUUGUCUGAACAGCAUGAAGGUGCGUGACACUCAUGAAUUGUCAGCCUCCCUCUGUGAAUCACUGAGGAGGGUGACAUCAUGGAAAUUCACUCCCAUGGGCAAGUGCUACUCAGCUCAGAUGGAAGAACAUCCUGACUGUGAUGAGCGCACCAGAACAGAAAUCUGA
Molecule: messenger RNA, 1434 nt
Organism: Anoplopoma fimbria (sablefish)
Lineage: Eukaryota; Metazoa; Chordata; Actinopteri; Perciformes; Anoplopomatidae
Gene: top6bl
Product: DUF4554 domain-containing protein
Exons: 14
Coding region: 25-1434 (469 amino acids)
Biological process (GO): meiotic DNA double-strand break formation
Source: RefSeq, a predicted model, not a curated record